Molecule: messenger RNA, 2368 nt
Organism: Syngnathoides biaculeatus (alligator pipefish)
Lineage: Eukaryota; Metazoa; Chordata; Actinopteri; Syngnathiformes; Syngnathidae
Exons: 5
Coding region: 209-1102 (297 amino acids)
Source: RefSeq, a predicted model, not a curated record
GUGACAUUUUUAUUUUUGUUGGUGUGCUGUGAAGCCAUGUUGGUGGACACCAACAGUGAGGGAUACCGUCAAGUUGAAAGAGUCCUAUCGGGCAUUUCUGGCCUGCAGGACUCCCGAGGCAGCUGAUAAGUACCAGCUGGCCAAGCGGCGUGCAGCUUCAGUGGUCGCUGAGGCAAAAACGUGAGCCUGGGAGGAGUUCGCUGAGGCCAUGGAGAAUGACUUCAAGACGGCUUUGAGGAAAUUCUCAUCCACCGUCCGGCAUCUCAAGAGGGGGAAGCAGUGCACCUUCCACACUGUAUCGUGGGGAUGGGGCACUGCUCACCUCAACCUGGGAUAUUGGGUGGCGGUGGGGAGAAUACUUCGAAGACCUCCUCAAUUCCACGACACGCCAUCCCACGAGGAAGCAGACUCUAGGUGUCAUGGAAAGUUGAAAUGUCUUGUGCAUGUGCCCGCCUGCGUGUGUCAUUUUGAGCGUUCAGUAUCCGGCUCGGAAGCGGCGGGGGAUUUUGUCGGACAAGCAGGUGAAAACGUGCUGUGUAGGUUGUUGAUGUCAUCUGGAAUUCAGUACUGCACACAAAUGGCGCCUCACCUGUUAACCACAGCAUGCCUUCUCCUUGCCAGGAUUGGAAUAACCCACCAGACUCACAUGAGUUCCUUGUAUACAUUUUUUUUCCCUCCGCGUGGGCCUCAAAUAUUUCCAUGCCUGACUUACUUGGAGAGGAACGUCAGGGUUGACUGUGAGUUUCCCGCCACCAACGAGUUACCGGGGCCCUACUGCGAGUACCGUCAGGAUAGCAGGCUGGUGGGCAGCACCUACCCCAACGCCGUCAUCUACGUGUCCACCGAGGACCGCAGGCGGAGCAACGUCAGCCUCUUCGCCCCGAACCUGUGCCGCCUCACCUGGGCGCCAAUGGCCGAUGAGAAACCUUACACGUACACGUGCAGGGUUUACCAAGGCACCAGCUGGAAGGAGAACAGCAUGGCCGUGCAUCACCGAAUUCUACCAAUCUGCUCGGCUAUCAGCGUAAUGUUUGAAUCGGCGCCAUGGCUUUUGUCCGUGGUGAUCUCACUCCCUGUGGCACUGGGUCUUCUGAAUCUAUGAACUCUCCCUGACAACACGACGGACCUGGUUUGUGACUCACUUAAAUGGCAAACUCAAUAUGAGAUGAUCAUGAUUUAGAACACGUAUUUCAAAACAAGACAGAAAAAAAAAAUACAUCACCAAAGCCUUAUUGUAGCACCUUUUUUCCAACUCAUAUUCAAAUCUUAGUUUUGUACCAGAUACAUCACCAUAUGUAUUCCGUCCCCCAGUGAACAUGAUAUGAUGUUUAUCUUAAAGCCACAUUCAUUUUGUCUGUGGCCAUAAUUGGGUCUUCCUUUAUCAAUGAGUCACAUUCAUCUAUGAAUUCAUCUACAAACGAUGCAUUAUGUUUAACACAAACACUCAUAUCGCAUGUUUUUUUCUUGCACUGAAUAGCUUAGGCGUGUACAAUAACUGGCCACAUUAUUGUGUACGCCUGCACAGAGCCAAUACAAUCCCCAGUAUCAAAAAAUCAACACGUCUUUGUUUGAGCUAAUCACAUAUAAGGAAUCAUCAAAAAAGUAAAUUUAGCAUAUUAGAUUAUUAGGCGUACCUAAUCAUGUGUCCAGUAAGUGUAUUUGCAUCACUUCAUGGUCGAGCUUAACACGGUCCAAAAGAAGACCUUAUCUUUUUUUCCUUUUCAACAUUAAUAACUAGUGGAGUCUCAUCUUUUUGCUAAGCUGCAAUUUAACAUUGUCCUGGAUGUUGUGGCUUUUUCACAUUAGUCAGAGCAGCACAACUGUGUCAUAGCAAGUGGAAUUUAAAUUGCAUUAGGGCAGGAGAUAUUUGAUGGGAUUAUCUUGAUCUUUUUUUUAAAAACCACACGACAGUUUUAAUACUCAGUAUUUCAAUCACUGUAUGGAUGCUAAUGUACCCUAGUAGUAAACUCUCCCCGAAGACAAGGCAAAAACAGUACAAGUGAUUGUGAAGUGAAAAAAAUGGGAUUGCCUUUAAUAAUCUUGUAAUGUUUAAGAUCGGCAUUAAACUACUCUUCUCUUAUUAUACUAUUUAAACACAAGGUACAAGUUUCAAAACGGCUUCAAAAAAAUAUUUUAUAUUGACAUGCAACACCCAUCACAUGUAUUUUUUGGCUCCCCCCCGAAUGGUUAUCUAUAAUUUUUAGGCUUGAUGCUGUGAGUAUUAUUUUCACAGAAGCACUUUUAAUAAAGGUACUGUAUGCUUUUUUUUUUUUUUUAAACACAGCUUUAUUUAAGUACAUACUAAAGUAUUAUCAAAUGUGUACAAAAUGCUAUAACGAAGUUAAAGCAAUAAAGACGUAAAUCCACA